AUGGCAGAAUGUUUGAGAUGCAUUACUUCUAGCCAACGACACGAACCAUCCGAGAGUCCAUCCCCGCUGAAACUCGAUGGAUCCGCAUUUCUCCGCGGACUACAUGUAGCUCGUAACGAUCUGUGCGAUGUGUCGUUGCGGGGCGCGGAUGAUCCGUUCAAACCAGUGCAGCCGAUUCCCUGCCAUCGCAUUCUGCUGAUGGCGCACAGCGGCUGGUUCCGACGCAUGCUGCUCUCCCCGAUGAAGGAGUCCAGACAGGAUACCAUCCAGCUGCACAGCGUUCCCCAUGACAUUCUGCAGCAAUUGGUGGGCUACAUGUACUCCUUCAAGAUCAACGUGGACGCUGGCAACGCUCUUUUUCUGCUGCAGGCAGCGGACAUGUUGGAGAUGGAAGAGAUUGUAAAGGUGUGUAAGGGUUUCCUGCGGGCCAACAUUGACUCCACCAACUGCCUCACCAUCUACCACGGGGUCACGCAACUGAUCAACUCUGACGAGCUGAACGUGGAGAAGGAGGAGCAGGUGGUUGCGGCAGUUGUGCGCUGGUUGGAUCAUUCUCCUGCUCCACGACUCCAGUACUUAGCGGAGAUGGCGCGACAUCUUCGAGUUGAUUUUUUGACGAACGAUUAUUUGGCUUCCCUCCCCGGCACUCCCGUUGGUCAACUGCUGCACGAGACUAUCAUGCCAAGCUCUGUACGCGAUAGCGCACCGCGCAACAGCUAUGGACCGGUCAUCGGUACUUUCUGGGUCGACAGGUGGCCCCAGAAUCCCACAGCGGGCAUUGCCUGCCGGGAUCCGCUGACUUCCACAAGCUGGAGUUUUUCUUGCUCCCUUCCGCCGAUUCAGAGUAUGAGUGAUGCGACUUUUGUCAUGAAGAACGAUUGCCUGCUCGUCUACGUUGUGGGAAAAACGGGCGGCGGCGAGAGCGCAGUCUGUCACCACCUGCAGGUGUACGAAGUCAAUCUGGAUGAGUGGAUGAUUUUAGCGACGCUUCCCGACCACGAGUACUGCAAGCCGGUCGUCAUUUGUGAUCAGGUGUACCGUGUAUGCGCUGGUUGA
Paramacrobiotus metropolitanus is the source of this 1056-nucleotide messenger RNA. Its product is annotated as kelch-like protein diablo. Gene Ontology annotation, molecular function: protein binding. The record is from RefSeq and is a predicted model, not a curated record. Bases 1 to 1056 code for a protein of 351 amino acids. The transcript is spliced from 4 exons. Lineage: Eukaryota; Metazoa; Tardigrada; Eutardigrada; Parachela; Macrobiotidae.